Messenger RNA from Solanum lycopersicum (tomato), 2213 nucleotides. Its product is annotated as septum-promoting GTP-binding protein 1. Gene Ontology annotation, molecular function: GTP binding; GTPase activity. NCBI's taxonomy places the organism in Eukaryota, Viridiplantae, Streptophyta, Magnoliopsida, Solanales, Solanaceae. The record is from RefSeq and is a predicted model, not a curated record.
UAAACACCAGAUGAUCAUGAAAGUAACAAGUUUCUUUUUGUCUUCUUACUAAAAAAAAAUUAAUAACAUCAUGACACGGAAAUUUUCUGAUAGUAUAAUACAAAUUUUAGGUAGAAUAACGUGAAUUUACGAAUAUAUCUGAAUAACGUUGAAAUCAAGAAAGCAAGCUAGUAGAACUUUUUCGUCAUUGGACAAUUGUACAUGUCACUCCUCCCCUCUCCCUUCUCUUGAUAUAAAUUUACUCUUAUCACGUGUUUACACCAAACCUAAUUUUUUUGCCAUCCUGCUCUUCUUCCUCCUCCUCGUGCUCCUCCGCCUCUUCCUCUUUUUAUAAAGAGGUAGUGGUUUCGUAUCGAAAUUUUCUCCAAUCCCGAGACGACAUAUACACUUCUUUUUAUAUCCUUUCUUAAAAAACAUACAUGGAAAAUUAAUCACCAGAUAGAUGACUCAUUUCCCUUUUUGAUUUAAUCAUCUGGUAUUCAGUAUUCAAAUGGCACGAUAAUCAAUCUUUGUGCAUAAGGCGGGGGUCUCUUCAUAUCGAAAAUUCUCCAAUUAAGAACUCUGAUUAAGAAUGAUGAGUCAUCAAUUUUGGCAAAUUAAAACAAUUAAGGUCAUCCCUAGAAAGUGGAAAGUGGUAAAAAAAGCAUCAAUCUUUAAGAAAAAGAUUAAAUCAAUUUGGGAAAAAAUUAGAGUUUGUUCAAAUGAAAAAUUUAAGAAGUACAAGAAGUUAUCCACAAAAAAUGUUUCUCAAGAAUUGCAAGUUGUUAAUUCUGAGACUGUAAAUGUAAUUAGUGGUGAUGAUUCAGAUUUAGUUUCAUUGAAGAUUAGCAUUUUGGGUGAUUGUCAAAUUGGGAAAACAAGUUUUGUGGCAAAAUAUGUGGGUGAUGAACAAGAAAAGAAGAGCUUGCAAAUGAAUGGAUUAAAUUUAAUGGAAAAAAUAUUAGUCAUUGAAGGUGCUAGAAUUGCAUUUACAAUUUGGGAUGUUGGAGGUGAUCAUAGUUCAUAUGAAAUAAUUCCAAUUGCUUGUAAAGAUGCUGUUGCAAUUCUCUUCAUGUUUGAUCUUAAUUGUAGAAGUUCAUUGAACAGUGUUAAAUAUUGGUACAUUCAAGCAAGAAAAUGGAAUAAGAGUGCUAUUCCCAUACUAAUUGGGACAAAAUUUGAUGAUUUUGUUCAACUUCCUUUAGAUAUUCAAUGGACUAUUGUCUCUCAGGCAAGAACAUAUGCAAAGGCAAUGAAAGCAACUCUAUUUUUCUCAAGUGCAACUCAUAACAUCAAUGUGAAUAAGAUCUUCAAAUUCAUUAUGGCAAAGCUCUUUAACUUGCCUUGGACUGUCCAAAGAAAUCUCACCAUUGGUGAGCCCAUUAUUGACUUCUAGAGAUCCAAGAAGACAUUGGUGUGUGAGUGGAGAAGAGUAGACAGGCGGGUGGGACCAUGUAUCGUCAUUUCAAACUGUGGUUUGAUUGUUAUGAUGUAAAAGUCUGAUAUUUAAGUGGAGAAGGAUAGAGCGAGGAGAUUUUUAUCUACUGAAUUUCAAAUUGUGAUCUAGUUGUUAUGUGUAUGUCAUGAGCUCAAAUCUUGGUACUAGUAAAAACCUGAUACAUAAGUAGAGAAUGGGAACGAGAACGACCUUAUUAUCUAUUGAAUUUCAAAUCGUGGUCUAGAUGCUACGUGUAUGUUACGAGUUUGGAAGCUUGAUAUUUUAGUGGAGAAAGGGUAAAAAGACAAACUCACUAUCUACUGAGUUUCAAGUGUGAUAUCAUCCUCCUAUAAAUUGUAGGAGUUUAGUAAAACGAAAGAAAUUUCAAAUAAAAGGAUCAAAAAUCUUUUAUAGGAAAAAAGAGAAAAUAAAAUCUGAAAGCUCUAUCAGUCCGUUGUUCAUCGACAACAUCCUUUGUGCGUCCUUCAAACCACAGGAGCGCCUAGAGCCCAUAGGAGUAAAGCUCAUUUUCCUUUCAAGGUAAAACAACACGUGAAAAAGGACCGACUCGAAUACCAUCAUAAAAUAGUAAAAAAAAAAACAUGACAAAUUUUAGUGAUGAGAACUUAAUCCAACACACCAAAUCAUUAGAUUCAGUUUUUAUAACAAAACAAUGAUAGGAAAAGAUAAAUAUUCAUUACUUGAGGGAAAUGUGAGUGCACAUUCACUAGUUAUGGCCUGAUAAACAAUUUUACACAAUCCCAUUUAUGAGGGAACUAAGAGCUUAUAAACAAAC